AUGUCUCCUGCAAUUGCAGCGCCCGCCCACUCCCAGCUGGACCCGUCGCUGCAGCUCUUUACAGACCCGUCGUUCGACCCGGCCGAUUUCCUCAACGAUUCGCUUCCUCCGUUGACCUUGUCCAACUCGCAGCCGCAUGCCUCGCGAGCGCCGGCCGCCGUGCCCUUGACCGCCCUCUCCUCGCGCAUCCAACCCCUCCUCUCUCAGAUCGGCUCGCAGAAUGUUCGCCUGUCGAGUAUCCUAACCCAAAUCACCGAUGAAAUCUUGCGGAGCGGGGGCCGACUUGCCUAUGAAGUCGAAGUCCUGCGCGGCGAAUCGAUCGCGCUCUCAGAUGCUUUGGCUGAGAAUUUAUCGGCCGACAUUGCCAGCUUUGCCCCGGGGCUAGCAAAUCUAACGGAGCCCGUAAAAGAGGCCACAAAAGAGGUUUCAAAGACUACGGAGGAGGCUACAGAUGAGAGCGCAGAGGGAACCGCAGAAAAGGUCGUCGCUGAGGAGGAUGCUGUUGAAGAAGAAGAAGAAGAAGAAGACGGAGACGAAGACGCUGCUGCUGGAGAGGAGGAUACUGCUACGAGAGAACCACUAUUCAUUACACAGCUACGGACUCUGAGCAAGGUGCGCGCACGGCUGGAAGAGGUCGUCCAGACCUUUGGCGAUGCCAUGGAGUGGCCGCUGCCUCCAUCCGAGCUGUCGCUAACCUCGUCCUUUAUUUCUGUUUCGGCACCAGAGGCAGGGUCGGAGAGCUACAGCCGCGAGGAGCGAGGGCAAGAGGUCGCCAAAAAGCUACGCACCGAGAUCACCGAGCUGCUCGACAGCAGGGGGGGCGGCGAGGACGGGCUGGCGGCCGCCACCGAGCGACUGCAACUCCUGCGCACCCUGGGACAAGUGUGGAAAGGGACGUCGGAAGAAAAGGCGCGCAAUCGCUUCCUCGACAGCCUUGCGAAAAGCGUCGAGGACCGGCGCAGGGCCCUAGACAGCCAACGGGCCAAGAAGAGCCGAGUACCGACGACGCAGGCAGUAGACGAGGCGUCGGCCAGCGACACGGGGGGGUCUGGUGGAGGGCUGUUUCGCAAUCUGCAGCGUAUCCGCGACGAAAUCUACAUGGAGUAG
Talaromyces rugulosus is the source of this 1107-nucleotide messenger RNA. RefSeq lists its product as uncharacterized. The transcript has a single exon. The record is from RefSeq and is a predicted model, not a curated record. Lineage: Eukaryota; Fungi; Ascomycota; Eurotiomycetes; Eurotiales; Trichocomaceae. Bases 1 to 1107 code for a protein of 368 amino acids.